Messenger RNA from Nicrophorus vespilloides, 4704 nucleotides. Its product is annotated as proteoglycan 4-like. The transcript is spliced from 6 exons. The record is from RefSeq and is a predicted model, not a curated record. Lineage: Eukaryota; Metazoa; Arthropoda; Insecta; Coleoptera; Silphidae. The annotation marks the transcript as partial.
ACGACACCGAAUCGAUAUCGCAGCGUUUGGUGCAACUGUCCAAAGAGCAGGGAUCCACCGACAACAUAAGCGUGAUCGUCGUCUUCCUCAGGGAACCCACGAAGAUCGCAUCCGAUCGCCGCAACAUCAACAAGCAACCUAUAGCCGCCGACUCGGUCAUGAUGGACGCAGGCUUAGAUAAUGCCACCUCGAACAAUCCGUUCACCAAUUCGAACGAGGACAUCCAGAACAGGAUGCUAGGAUUCCUGAUGAAAUCCAACAACGGCACGACAGGCGCUGAUCCGAUGUGCAACCUGGACCGUAACGGGAAGCGAUCCGCCGCCGACGAAUUCGACGACGACGAUGAUGAUGAUGACUUGGGGCCGGAGACCGACGUCGAUACCUUAGACGACGUCCCGGUUAAGGUCUACGAGAAGAUGGAUAUGGAUGUAGACCAGAAGUUCGAGACGGAGCUCAUGGAGAUGGACAAGAGCCAGAGGAGGGAGGAGACGCCAACACCACCAGCUGAUGAAGUUUUGGAGGCCGGCCUCGUGGAUAAUGUAGGUGAUAGCGGCGAAGAAUCCGAAGACGAGUGGAACUACUUCAAAGGAGGCAAGGAGAAUAUAAACGCGGCUACUACCCAGCAGCAGUUUGUAAGCUCAGAAAUUUCUGCUGUAAGUCCAGUGGUCCAGAGAGUCGACGAGGAGGACGAAGAAGAAGCCAACAAUAUGUCUCAACUUAAUCCGGAUGCUGCAGAGUUCGUGCCGAUCUCGCCAACUCGCAACGUAGAUUCACCAGUAUGCAGAGCUCUCGUGGAGGAAUCCAUCUUGUCGCAGUCCCCCAGGAGGGUCACCAAGAACGUGGACAUUAAUCUCCCGAAAUUGAACGAUUUCGUGCAAGAGGCAAAGAACAGGCCGAGCGGUUGUUUCAGCAAUGGUCACGAGAAUGGCCACGAAUUGUCUUCCCAGGAACUCAUGGAGAACUUCCUGAACGGCAAAAACAUGGAGGAAAUUGAAGAUCAGCCGACGAGCACGCCAUCGAAGAUCGCAGCAUCUGAUGAAUUCCACUUCGGUCCCAACGCUGCACUUUUCUCGCCCAGCCGUCACCUCUUCGAUCAAUCUGAGGCUUUGUCCACCAAAGCUACUUUCGGCGGUGACGAUUCCAACCUGAGCAUUCACUCGUCCAUAAUUGGAGACUCCAAACAAGAGACUGACCCCAUGUCAAUGUCCUUCUAUCAAGACAAGGACGAAGAGAAUCCUUUCGACUUGAACAAAGUCCAUGUGCUUCCAGAGAACUUGGAAGAAUAUUUGAACCAAGAACAGACCACCGACUUGGACAAGGCCGAGGUAUGCGAGUUGCCAAAAACCCCAGAACCAACCAUGGACGAGAACUUGUGCGGCGAUGAAGAGAAUAUCUGCCAGACCACCGUUGAAGUUUUCAAGUCGCCAGAAUUGUGUGCCAAAUCUCCGGAACUUUCCGAGCAAGAUGAUAUGCUCUGCGCCAAAACACCGGAAAUAUCCGCAAAGGAGGAUCUGGUCUGCUCGCUCCCAGAAAAGGACGAUUUCGACUGCUCCAAGUCGCCGGCGUUCUCCGACAAGGAGGACCUGAUCUGCGCCAAAUCUCCAGCGUUCUCUGAUAGAGACGAGUACGUAAAAUCACCAGAAGCGGACUACCUCUGUCCAAUGAAAUCACCCGUCUGCGAGUUGUCCAAGUCUCCAUUCUCCGAAUUCGAUUCAGAAGCGAAGUCUCCUGAACCAGAGCUGUGCGCCAUGAAAUCUCCCGAACCAGAAAUGCCUAAGGAAUACGAGACUGAACCGAUCGAUGCCGCCAAAUCUCCUGAACUUGAGAUGCCGGUAUCGCAGUCUCCAGACUUUGAAAUUAUUGAUGCUAAGUUCGAACAGAAAUCGCCGGAACCGAUCAUCUGUCGCAUGCAAACCCCGGAGCUUUCUAGCGAACCGCAAUUCAGUGAUCUGCCGGAAGCGGAAGUAUGCCAAGAAGCUGAAUUAUUGGAUGAAGAUGAAUCGGAAGUUUCCGAUAUGCUGAAAUCGAUGGAACCUGAAUUAUUGGUUAUGAAGACCCCAGAACCCGAACUGUGCACUUUUACACCAGCAGAAACACCGGAUUCUGAGCCGAUUGCUUCGCCCGAGGUUGAAUUACUGGAAGCAUCCGAACCAGAAGUAUGCGCAAUGAAGUCUCCCGAACCAGAAUUAUGCGAGAUGAAAUCGCCUGAACCAGAAAUUUGCGAGAUGAAGUCUCCGGAACCGGAGAUUUGUGAAAUGAAGUCGCCAGAAUCCGAAGUAUGCGAGAUGCCGCAAACACCCGAGCUUGAAGAAUGCGCUAUGCACUCAUUUGAACCAGUUUGCGACAUGCAAAACACAGAGCCUACAAUUGGAGACAUCAAUCUUCGUAAUCCAGAAUUUUCUGUUCCGGAAUCGCUAAUGUUCGUUUCCAAAUUACCGGAAUCCGAGACUUGCGAAAUGCAAUCUCCCGAAAUGCCGGAAGUGUGUGAAACACCGGAACCUGCAAUCCGCGUUAUGCGUACCCCCGAACCAGAGCUAUGCGCUGCGAAAUCACCGGAACCGGAACUAUUCGCCGUAAAGACUCCAGAACCAGAAGUAUGCGAUAUCAAGUCGCCUGAGCCAGAGCCCGAAAUCUGCGAGCUGAAGUCUCCGGAACUGGAAGAACGUGAAUUAUUGAAAUCUCCGGAACAAGAUGUAUGUGAAUUGAAGUCUCCAGAACCGGAAGUAUGUGAAUUGAAGUCUCCGGAACCGGAAGUAUGUGAAUUGAAGUCUCCAGAACUGGAGAUCAAAUCACCAGAGCCAGAUGUCUGCGAGAUGAAAUCGCCUGAGCCCGAAAUCUGCGAGAUGAAAUCGCCUGAACCCGAAAUCUGCGAGAUGAAAUCGCCUGAACCCGAAGUCUGUGAGAUGAAAUCCCCUGAAUCCGAAGUCUGCGAAAUGAAAUCGCCUGAACUUGAAGUUUGCGAAAUGAAAUCGCCUGAGCCGGACGUCUGCGCGAUGAAAUCUCCGGAACCAGAAGUCUGUGAUUUGAAGUCGCCGGAACCUCAAAUGUUGGAACCAAAUUUGAUCGAGGACAAAUUACCCGAACUGAAUGCCGCACAGUCCCCAGAGCCUGAGAUUAUCAAAUCUCCUGUGUCUGAUAUGACCAUUCCGCUGGAUGUAAAGUCGCCUGAGGAGGAAGAGAAAUUGUCGCCAUUGGAGGACAUCACUUCUUCCGUUAAGGAUGAUGCCGAAGUCAUGUCGCCGAUUGAUUUGAAUUACGCGCAAGAAUUGUCGAGCGCUGUACAAGAAAACAUCACUUCUGAGAUGUCGUCGCCUCUGGAGAGCAAAGAUUUUGCUCCGAAACAAACAGAACUGUUGGAAGAUAUUGCUGUACCGUCUAUGAAUGUUUCCGAAUGUCCUCUUGAAACAGUAGAGAAACCAGCGGAAGAAGCCGAGAAACCAGUGACUGAACCGGUUGCCAACGAAGCAAGUAUAGUUCCUGAAGCCGUAGGUGUUGCAGCCGCGGCUGUCGUUGCAGCCACAGCUGUCGCCGCUACCAAAACUGAAAAGGACAAGAAGCCAGCUGCCAAAAAACCCUCGACUUUGACGCCUAAGAAGCCUACAGCGAUGAAAACUGCCGCCACUCCGACGAGGACCGCCUCCACACCGACGAAAACCACGCCUAAGCCUCCAAUGAAGGCUACUCCUAAAUCAGCCACGAAGACUCUGACUUCUCCGACUAAAGCCGCGGCCCCUAGGACACCAUCGACACCGAAGCUUGCAUCAAGAACGACCGUGGGAGCAUCUCCAAAACCAAAAACUCUUUCUACGUCUUUAAGCGCUCCAAAAGCUGCAGAUAAGAAGCCGCUGACCAAUGGAGAUGUUAAGCCUUCACUGGUUGCCAAGAAACUCACGUCGACCACUAAAAGCGCUAGCACUACUACAGCGGCGAGACCGACCACCACCAGGCUGAGCCCGACGAAGCCGCCGACUGCAAGGUCCUCAGUUCCUGCAGCUUCGAAACCUUUGACCGCUACUCGCACGACCACUACAGCGGCUCCGAAACCGAGACCGGCAACAGGCCUUUCCAAAACUACGACCACCACAACCAGAACCACAACAACGAAGACGGCAGCACCGAUUGGAGCCACCAGAACUGCCGCUAAGACUGCGUCUACCACGGCCUCCAAAACGAGUACUACCACCGCUGCUGCGCCCAGAGCUCGCGUGCCUUUAAGUAAGCCUGCUGCGAAAGCUCCAGACGCGGAGAAACAGAACAAAGAGAACGUGAACAAAGCAACACGCACCACCACGAGGACCAUUGGUUCCACCACAGCGACGGCCGGAAAAACUUCCACCACCACAGUGCGCAAAACAGAAACUAAGACUGUUGGAAAUGUCCGAAGCGCCACGUCGAAGACCACCACUUUGACAUCGGCGAAGAUUGGAUUGAAGAAAGCCCCGGCCACGACGAAGACCACCACCACGAAGACGGCGGUCUCUAAGAUAUCCCCGAAGCCCAAAGAGAACGGCCUACUAACGAACGGCGGCGUGACCGAGGAGAUCACGACGACCACAACAACGACAAUGAUCACGAACUCCGACAGUCACGAGCUGCUGAAGGACCUCUCGCCAGUCGAGAACAUCAUCCAGGACAACUCGCAGCUCGUCGACACUUCUUCAAUUGCCGCAGACUGAAUUCACUUCACCCCUUCUUUUUCACUAU